GGGGCACAGAGAGAAGCGCGCGCGCUCUCUCUCUCUCUCCCUUUCUCUUUUUUUCUGUCUCUCUCUCUUUCCAUCCCCCGUGUGAAUGCCUUCUCGCCGCUGUGCCACCCGCUAUUUCCGCGCGACGCGUGCUCGCCGCACGAUCGGGACGCGUGUUGUAUCCCGUGAGCGUCACCGUGACUCGUGAGAGGGUUAGUGAGUGCACGGUGUGCCCCCCCAAGUGCUUUCAGUCGGCGAGAAACUUCCACGCGCGUGGUUCGCAUUUCAGAGAGAAGGAAGAAGGAGAGGAAAGGACAGAUCGAAUUAUAUACGUCGCGGAGAUAUUUGCGAGUGAAUUUUUAAUGUGAAUCACCGCAUCCGCGAAGAGGGUGGAUUGUGCGCGAUCUCGGAGAAACACGGAGUACAGUGAGAGUCGAACGACUCCGCGGUCGGAGAGAAGGCAAGAAAUCGGCCUGGAUCAUCAUGGAUUGGACCCGAGGGAUCGGCCUCACCAGCGUGUUAUUGUUCUAUCUCGGAUGGAUCGGGGAAACAAACGGUCUGAGGAUGCUGCAGCUGAUAGUGCCCAAGCACGUGGUGUUCGGGCAAAAUAUACGCCUCGAGUGCAACUUCAAUCUGGACAACGAGAAGCUAUACUCGGUCAAGUGGUACAAGGACGGCAACGAGUUCUAUCGAUACGUACCCCAGGAACAACCACCUGCUAUGGCGUUCAACCUUCCCGGCGUUACGGCGAUCAUUCACAAUUCCACUAAACGAGCGGUCGUCCUUUCUUCCGUGAAUCUCAUGAGCACGGGACGCUACAGAUGCGAGGUCUCGGCGGAGGCACCGUCCUUUCAGACAGUUUCCGACCAUUCGGAUAUGGAAGUGCUCGCAUUGCCGGAGCACGGGCCCAUCAUCACGCCGUCUCCGCGAUCCGGGAAACAUCGUUAUCAGGUCGGCGACGUCAUGCGGUUCAAUUGCACUUCAACAAAGUCGAAGCCACAUGCCAUACUCAGCUGGUUCAUCAAUGGCGAACCCGUCGAAGCGCAGUUCUUGAAGCCGCUCUUAACCGACGUAGACCAGGAGGGUUUAGAGACGGCCACGCUCGGUCUCGAGUUCCGUCUGCGCUCGAAACACUUCAAGAAGGGAGACUUGAAGAUCAAAUGCCUGGCGACGAUAUAUACCCUAUAUUGGAAAUCGAAUGAGCUCAGCAUAGAGGGCGAGAGGAUGAAGAUACCGGUAAUGGAAAGCAGGGAGACAAGGGCGCAAGGGCACACGCACGCCGAGCAUAUCCUAGCGAACGGAAGUGUAACGCUGGCACGACCGUGCGUCGUUCUCGUGAUCAUGGGAUUACUGACGCUACGGUAAGGAUCGAGGAUACCAAUCGCCGCCCUUCAUGCUCAUCCUCUAGGCCUCGUGGGGAAGUCACUCUCACGAUGUGACGCGAUUACGUAAUAAAUUACUCAUGUUGUUUAUAUUUUUUAUAAUUGCAAUUAGAGUGGAGUUAGAAACCACAAAUAAAUAAUUGUAGACAGACGACACUAUCAAUACAUUAAACUUUACUCGGAUAUGCAGAAAAUAAGGGGGGAGAGAAAAAAAGGCGAGAUUUCGUUGUAAAGAAACGAUGGAUUUUUGGUUUUUUUAAAGGCGAUAAGAAACAAUCCCCGGAACGUUGCGGCGACUUGGUCGUUUAAUUUUCGCGUUAUGUAAAUUACAUAUUUCUCGUGUAGUGCGCGAAAGAAAUGACGAACAUUCUCGGUGUAUAUUCAUCGAAAGGCUACGCACGUCACAAUCGGUCAUUUAUCAUGAAACUUCAGAGUCGCGACUCUUUACAUGGCUUGCGGUGACUCGUGCGUAAAGUGCAUAAAUCGAUUUCUUCGUAUGCACACGCACAUUACACAUGCACCCCGUCUGAAUAUUCGUUGUGCGACUAGCACGUAUCUACAGUGCAAACCGAGACCGUGAUAAAUCUGCAUUUUAUCGAAUUUUCAUUAACUGCCCCGCGUCCGAAUUAUAGAGACAAUAAAGUACAAGUGCACUUUGAUUUGAUUUGCAAUAAUGUAAUAUAAUAACAAUUUAAAUAUAAUAUAUUCGAAAAAUUCUUCCCGCAGAUCCUCAAAAUGAUUGGGCUAUAAUUCACGAUAUUUUAAAAUAUUUUAUUCGUUACUUUCGAGCUGAUUCUGUUUAAUAUUUAUUAAAUAUUUGUUAAAGAUUUAUUUAAAAUGUUAAUUAAAAAAAUAUCUACAAAAUGUUUGAUGUUUUAUUAUAAGAUUAAUUAUCAGUGUAUGUCGUACACGGCAUUCUGGACGGCGUGGUGUUUAGUUAAGAAAACGAGGGCGACGCGAUGUAGUUACACGCCACUCUCGCGCGUGUGUACCCGUAUAAAUCAAUAAAAUAAACACGAAUCGGCCUAGUGCAUACAUACCGAGAAGAGGCAGUGAGACGCGGCGCAAACAAAUCGUCGUUUCUGUUCGCUACCAUCCGUAGCCCUUAACGAUCUAGUCGCUAUUAAUCGUGCGUUAACGAGAUAAUGUCCUAGAAAUAAUUGUACGACAUGUGUGACUUGUAGCGUGCGUUUACCAAAGAUUUUUCGGAUUUUUCACGCUAAGCAUUCCUAAUUGUUAAUUAUAUCACGGUGGCACGGUAGAGAGAAAUUUCGUAAGAAUAAAACUGCCACAUUCUUUAUCUUUAUGGUAGCUGUAAGAGCACACUCUUGUAAAUAUGUAUAUAUAUUAUAUAGAAAUUGUAAGCCGGAGGGUAUACUUGUCUUUAAUUUAACAUUCUAAAAGUGAAAUGCGCGAUGUGAAAUAUUUACAAAAUUUACAAAAUCAAUUUACAAAAAAAAAGACAUUUAAAUUUUAACCUGUGUGAAAAGUAUUAUUUUUUAGUAAAUCGCAUAAACCUCUCCCGAAAAUAUAUUGUACAUCUAAAAUACAGUCUAAAAUAAAAUCUUAAUGAAAAACA
Molecule: messenger RNA, 2940 nt
Organism: Cataglyphis hispanica
Lineage: Eukaryota; Metazoa; Arthropoda; Insecta; Hymenoptera; Formicidae
Exons: 7
Coding region: 463-1344 (293 amino acids)
Source: RefSeq, a predicted model, not a curated record